Molecule: messenger RNA, 1623 nt
Organism: Bacidia gigantensis
Lineage: Eukaryota; Fungi; Ascomycota; Lecanoromycetes; Lecanorales; Ramalinaceae
Exons: 1
Coding region: 1-1623 (540 amino acids)
Source: RefSeq, a predicted model, not a curated record
AUGUCCAACAAAUACUCGUAUGCAGUGACACUAUCUCACUAUGAGCAGCAGGGAUUCGCCGACUUCACCAAUUGUGGACGAUCCCGUACCUCGAAAGCUUGCACAAUGACAGCUCAAAGGGCCACGAAAGCAACGAAAACAAAGACGAGCCCCAUCCACAUGCCCAACCGCCCGGCCCCUCAAGAAAGACUACGCCUUCACCAACCUCAAGAUUCAUGGGGACCUGAAACCUCACUCAUCUGCUGCAGCGAGGUAUCCGCUGUCCCACCACCCAAUGGCAGCAAGAAAGAUGUGACGGAGCCCUGGCGAACAGAAUCAUUGGAGGAUGAUGACUUCUACAACCUCUAUCCUCCAUCCUACCCUCCAUUACCCACGCAUGAUCACGAAGUUCGUAUUCCCAGAACAAGGAAGAAGAAAGAUGUCCUCGUCAAUACUUUUGAAGUCCCGGAAGAAGGACCAAGCAGUUUACUCUCGCACCAGCCCACUUCAACAAGUAAGCCUCUUGGACCAAGAGCCGACAAUGUCAAAUCUAGUUCAAUGCACGGACACAAGAGAAGGCUUACGAGCGAGACUGUGAUAUGGGAUCCAAGAUCGCCGUCACGAACAUCGGACGAAGCGAUACGAGUUGACACCGCCGCCAAACAGCAGUCGCGGAUGUCUCCCCUGCCGAUGACGCCGCCUCUCACGCCUAAAGCCGUUCCUACGGUUGAUGACUUCUCUCUUGAGCUUUAUUUGGCUGAGCUGCCCCAACCACGGCCAUUUCAGCUUCUACAUGCAGGUCCCACACCACCAAGCUCAGACUCUGCCAGCUCAAACACAGCAUCCUCGGCGGGUCAGUCGCACGAGACUCAGCUCAGACGCCCUGAGAUCUCCACAGAACAAGCACCGAUUAUCCCUAAGCGCUCAUCCUCUUUGACACGAAAACAAUCAAAACACAACCCUCUCGAAAGCCAACACUCGAGCACGAUAGUAGUUGGCGUCCUCCCUAACUGUUCUGAUGAGGACUCGCUUGAUUUGGAUGCAGAUCUCGAGCCACUUCCGCUCGAUCUAGCCAAUGAUCCCGACUUUGCGCCUUGGCUAGAGAAUCUAGUCCUCCCUGAUAUUCCUCGCUUUCAACGCUCGAACAACACCCUUUCCUCAUGCGCGUCCUCCUUCGAUUCUGCUGCUCCACCACCAAUUGCGAUUACACGCAAGACCGACAACAGUCGCGGAAAACCCCUUCAUCGUACUGAGGCUGCAACGUCCAAACCUCAAGCGAAUUUCUCUGUACCUUUUAUGACCAAGAGGCAUCUUCUAGAGAAAUACGAACCAAAAGAACGACCAUACAAUUUGACCACGUACGAAGACCUCCCAACCAUUGUCGGAGUGACCUCUCAAGGAGCACCUAGAGUUCCUGAUGAUCCUUCCGCGAGCCAAAGCGCUCUCUCGACGAACCGCUCAAAGGCCAUCAGCAGUGUGGAAAGCAAAAUGAACAAGCUUCGCAAGAAGGAGCCACCGAAGCCCCUUCGAAGAAAAGUCGUCGUCAAGCUUGCGGGCGAAACCUUCUACCCGCCAGGUUCCAAGCGAUCCAGCUGGUUUGGUGGGAUCGAUUGGAACACGGUGGCCAAGGAGAAAAAGCUAUAA